UCGAUACCAAAGACACCGAUAAUCGAGGCGCUCUGAGAAGCUCCUGCGUAACAAAUCCUAUCGAAAUGCUUCUGAUUGGUCUGUGCAUUCUACCUAGAAACCAUCCAAAGUCAGUGGCCACUCGAAUAUUUACUGUAGCUUUAUUUUACGGUGAACGAGUUUUGAGGCUAGGCCCAGGUGAAUGGGAGGGUCAAGGAGGAGACAAUGGCUCCAAUGGGCACCAAACAAUAAGACAAUCGAUCUCCGUAGUCUGCUUUGAUUUAGCAUCCCAACGAGACAAGACUUGA
Acaulospora colombiana is the source of this 287-nucleotide messenger RNA. The record is from the annotation of a GenBank genome assembly. Lineage: Eukaryota; Fungi; Glomeromycota; Glomeromycetes; Diversisporales; Acaulosporaceae.